AUGAUACUACCCAAAAGACAUCAUGUGACAAAUCUCGUCAUUCAUCAAGAGCAUCAGAGACAACUCCACGCUGGUGCCCAAGCUACGUUGAAUGCCAUUCGCCUUCGAUUUUGGAUUCCAGAUGGCCGAAAUACAGUGCAGCACCUCAUCGGUUCCUGCGUGCGAUGCAUUCGCCACAGGCCACCACCGGUCAAUUAUAUCAUGGGGAAUCUGCCUGAAGCACGUGUCACCGAGUCACGCCCUUUCACCAACGUCGGUAUUGACUAUUGUGGACCCUUCUUCAUCAAGGAAAAGAAGAUCCGCAAUAGGGCCCGUGUAAAAGUCUGGGUAGCAGUUUUUGUAUGUCUUGCUGUGAAGGCAGUACAUCUUGAGAUCGUCAGUGACCUGACUACAGAAGCCUUUCUUGCUGCUUUCCGACGAUUCAUUUCACGGAGAGGACUCUGUGACAACGUGUACUUGGACAACGGAACUUGCUUUGUUGGUGCCAACAAUGAACUCCGAGAACUCCAUGAGUUCCUCCAGAACAAAGAUCACCGACAGAAAAUCGAAUCAUUUGCCACCUUGAAGUCAAUCAAGUGGCACUUCAUCCCACCACAAUCUCUAUACUUCGGAGGCCUGUGGGAAGCAGCUGUCAAAUCCUUCAAGGUAAAUUUGAAAAGAAUUGUUACAGAUGAACUCCUGACAUUUGAGCAGUUCGACACCCUGGUGAUCGAAAUUGAAGCAGUGUUGAACUCCAGGCCUUUGACACCUUUCUCAUCAGACCCAAAUGACCUCCAAGCACUCACUCCGGGGAGUCCCCUUCCAAUCGACUAUCUACAUGGGAACAUCUCCAGAAACUCAAACAAGAUUUCUGGACUCGAGCUCAACCUCAGGAACAAAUGGGCGAAUGGGGAGCACCACAUAACCGUGGGCACCGUUGUCCUACUGAAGGAAGACAAUCUCGCACCACUACAGUGGGCCAUGGGUCGGGUUAUCCAGACUCACCCUGGAGCUGACGGUGUCACUAGGACUGUGACACUCAAGACACCCAAAGGAGUCCUCAACAGAAACGUGAAGAAGCUGGCACCUUUGGGGAGUAUGUUCGGUCGACGACGAUUUUCGUGA
Diachasma alloeum is the source of this 1104-nucleotide messenger RNA. RefSeq lists its product as uncharacterized. Gene Ontology annotation, molecular function: nucleic acid binding. The transcript has 3 exons. Gene Ontology annotation, biological process: DNA integration. Bases 1 to 1104 code for a protein of 367 amino acids. The record is from RefSeq and is a predicted model, not a curated record. NCBI's taxonomy places the organism in Eukaryota, Metazoa, Arthropoda, Insecta, Hymenoptera, Braconidae.